AAAGGUUUUAGUCGAAGUUUAACGGAAAAAAUACGACAGCAAAAGAAAGGCUGGAGAAAAUGUUAAAGCUGGCGCUGUGUUGGCUCUGUUUAACAGUUGCUUGGCCAGUUGGCAUACGUGGCGAGGUGGCGCUCACCCAGGAGGACUACAACAGGACCUGGAUCUAUAUGCCCAACGGCGAGGGCAAGCCCGAGGUGGCGUAUCUCGUGGAGCCGCCACCAGAGGAUCGCAUCAGCCUGCCCCAAACGAUACAGUUUGAGUUUUCCGGCAGCGGCUCCCCCGACGAUGUACGCAGCUCCAAUUUCUGGAUAGAUGAGAACGAUUUUCAGCCUGCGCGUCGCAAGCGCGACACGUGGCAGGAAAUGGCCGAGAAGUUUGAUCCGACACUGGACACCAAGAUCCUGGUGCAUGGCUGGAAAUCGAGCACCAUGUCGAACUCCAUCCAGUCGAUCCGUGGCGCCUAUAUCGAGCGCGGUCAGGUCAAUGUGUUCGCGAUCAAUUGGCGGGAUCAGGCCGAUAAUAUCUAUUAUUUGACCCCGGCGCGGUAUACUGUGCAGGUGGGUCGCGCCGUGGCCAAGCUGAUCGAUCUGCUGGUGGAGGAGAAGGAUGCGGAUCCGCAGCGCAUUCAUCUGAUUGGGCACAGUCUGGGCGCGCACAUAAUGGGCUAUGCCGGCUCCUAUACCAAGUACCGGGUGAGCCGCAUAACGGGCCUGGAUCCGGCGCGACCCGCCUUCGAGGAUUGCAUUGGGCCGGAGAACCAUUUGGACGAGACGGACGCCAAUUUCGUGGAUGUCAUACACAGCUGUGCGGGCUAUCUGGGCUUCCGUAAGCCCAUCGGCAUGGUGGACUUCUACCCGAAUGGCGGCGGACCGCCGCAGCCCGGCUGCAAGGAGCUCUCGCAGAUCUUCACCGGUUGCAGUCAUGGCCGCUCGUACGAGUACUAUGCGGAGUCCAUAAACAGCGAGAAGGGCUUCUACGGCAUGCCGUGCGGCUCGUUGGAUGAGCUGCGGGGUCGCAACUGCAGCGGCGAUAAGAUUCUGAUGGGCGAUCCGGUGCCACGCGAGGCACGUGGCAUUUACCUGGUCAGAACGGGCAGGAGGCCCAGCUACGCACUCGGCAUGGAUGAUAUGUUGCCCAAGGACUACGACGAGGACUCCAAUUCAAAUGCUUUUUAACUUAUUUAAUUAA
Molecule: messenger RNA, 1188 nt
Organism: Drosophila virilis
Lineage: Eukaryota; Metazoa; Arthropoda; Insecta; Diptera; Drosophilidae
Product: pancreatic lipase-related protein 2
Biological process (GO): lipid catabolic process
Molecular function (GO): lipase activity
Source: RefSeq, a predicted model, not a curated record